UCUGAACCUGUUUUCUACUGAACUCACAAGUUCAUUAGCUCACUAUCACUUUGUCUGAACAGGAACGAUGAUCACACUCUUUGUCGCUCUUUCUCUCGUCAUAACUGUGAAAACUUCUGAUGUCGAGGAUCUUCAAGUUCAAAUAGUAAAGCGUGGAGAAAAUGUAACUAUAAAAUGUGACGACUUUAACGGUGACAAAAAUAAAUUAGUUUGGUUCAAACAGAGUUUUGGAAAAUUACCUCAGUUGAUUGUGAAACCGGUGGAGAAGACGAUCAGAUACGGUGCAGGAUUUAAUGAAGGACGCUUCAGUACUAGUGUAGAUAAACUGUUUCAUCUCAACAUCAAAGAAAUCAAAGAAGAGGAUUCAGGAACAUAUUUCUGUGCAGAAGAGCUGAAUUCUUCACUAUACUUUUCAUCUGGAACCGUUUUGGUUGUUGAAGCUGAGGAGAUGAAACAACAUCCUCCGACUGUCACGGUGAUGGAGAACGGAGAGUCGCUCACACUCCAGUGUUCAUUAAAAGCGUUUACUUCAAGCUGUGAAGGACAGAGUGUGUACUGGUUCAGACACGGCUCAGGAGAAUCUCAUCCAGGAAUCAUUUACACUCAUGGAGACGGCAGUGAUGAGUGUAAGAAGAGCUCUGAGGCUGGUUCUCCUACACAGAGCUGUGUCUACACUCUCCCCAAGAGGAACCUCCCAACCUCUGAUAAUGGAACGUUCUACUGUGCUGUGGCUGCAUGUGGACAAAUCCUCUUUGGGAAUGGAACUGAAGUGAAAGUAAUUCAAAUAAAAGAAAAUAAUUGGAUUGUUUAUGUCUUAACAACCUCCAACAUAACAUCUGUUAUUGUAAUCAUGGUUCUGGUUGGAGUUUUACUUAAAAAACAAAGAAAAGGGGCUUCCAGCGAUCAUCCAAAUAACACAAAUCAGGCUGAUGAUGAAGAUGUCUUGAACUAUGCAGCUGUGAGUUUUGCUAAGAAACCUUCAUCCUCCAGAACAUCCAGAGACAAGAGCCAUGAAGACGUUUAUGCACAAGUUAAAAUAAAAUAGAUAAAGUGACUUCAGAAUUGAAACACAACCAAAGUGUAACUAUUUACUCGUUUUGGAGACGGCAGUGUCAUAUUUUAAUCAGACUAAAACUAGUGAGAUUUAUUGCUGUUAAUCGAGCUGUUUCCAUGGUGACUGCUAAAAUCAUGACUAUACUAGUUUGCUUUAGUUGAUUAAGACUGAAGCUUCUUUUUAUUUGCGAUCAAAAAGUUAUAUAUUUACACGAUUACAGUCUUUGUAAUGCUGUCAUUAGUCUUUCAUUAACUUUGAUCAGAUCCUUUUUAAAUUAUAUCCUAUUAUAUAAUUCCAUUAUAUUCUGUUAUAUAUAUUUUCUGUGUUGUAACAUGGGAGGUUGAAGGGGAUAAAUCUGUGUAUAAUGUAAUUACUGUAAAUGAGAUAAAACAUAUUUCCUAAAUAUCUAGUCAGUACAUCAGUAACUACAAUGCAGGUUUACGCAUUAUUUAUGUUUUUAUAAAUAUUAAGGACUUUUAAGUGAAAGAAGGCUGAAUAUAAAGAUGUGUGGUUACCGUUUUGAUUAUUUGACUGCUUAAUCUGAAAUUAAACUCCAGAUAGUAAAUUUUAAUACAGAUUAAAAAUGUGUAAUAAUGACUGAUUAAGU
Messenger RNA from Ictalurus punctatus (channel catfish), 1661 nucleotides. RefSeq names its product novel immune-type receptor 3 (gene nitr3). NCBI's taxonomy places the organism in Eukaryota, Metazoa, Chordata, Actinopteri, Siluriformes, Ictaluridae. The transcript has 6 exons. Bases 68 to 1045 code for a protein of 325 amino acids. Gene Ontology annotation, biological process: response to bacterium. The record is from RefSeq and is a predicted model, not a curated record.